Messenger RNA from Thamnophis sirtalis, 299 nucleotides. Lineage: Eukaryota; Metazoa; Chordata; Lepidosauria; Squamata; Natricidae. The record is from RefSeq and is a predicted model, not a curated record.
CUUGCUCAUCACAUCUAUGGGCCACAUCAAGCUGACCGACUUUGGCCUGUCCAAGAUUGGCUUGAUGAACAUGACUACCAAUCUCUAUGAGGGCCACAUUGAGAAGGACACCCGAGAGUUUGUGGAUAAACAGGUCUGUGGUACUCCUGAGUAUAUUGCUCCGGAAGUGAUCCUGAUCCAAGGUUACGGCAAGCCAGUGGACUGGUGGGCCAUGGGCAUAAUACUCUACGAGUUCCUGAUCGGCUGCGUCCCAUUCUUCGGUGACACUCCAGAGGAACUCUUUGGGCAAGUGAUAAGUG